Molecule: messenger RNA, 644 nt
Organism: Bemisia tabaci
Lineage: Eukaryota; Metazoa; Arthropoda; Insecta; Hemiptera; Aleyrodidae
Source: RefSeq, a predicted model, not a curated record
CCCCACGGCCCCCACUGCCCCCACAGCCAACCCAGGCAGCACAGCCCCAACCGAUUUUAUUUCCAUUCUACCCCUACCCGGCUAUUCCCGUGACACUCAAAGCGCAUUCUCCAGCGGUUAUCACAAAAAUCCAGGGAUACAUCGCUAAGUUUCACAGGCAACCGGGUGAAAUGACGUCAGAUGAACUCAACCAGAAGAAAGCCUCUCUUCUUCAAAAAGUGCGCCUUGACACUUGUCCUAGUCACGUCUCAAUCUCGGAUGAGAAUUGCCAGGCAGCUCUUGAUGAAUUCCAGUCAAUCCCCAAAGAUUUGCGCGGCACGUGUAGAUCUGCAUUUGUGGCCACGUGUCAAUGGUGGCCUUUACGUACCGGUGUUCAAGUCCACAAAUGCUCUAUUUUCGUACACGACAAUCCCACUCUUGUCCCGUCUAUUACCGGACUUGCUUUCUCAUUGAAAGAUUGUGUUAAUGAUUUAAAACCAGAGGAGUACAGGCGGAAUGUUGAGCGAGAAACGGACGGUUACUUGCUUUAGAGUACCUGUAUAGCGAGAGCAUGGACAGAUGUGAAACUCCGAAAAUCCAUCAGGCCUUCACCGAUGCUUCUGCGAAUAAAGUUAGGGCCCAGAAAUGCAGCCAACCUAUGAAUU